AUGUAUACUCGACUCGAGAAUCCACAAAGAAGAUCAAGGUUUGUGCAAAAUAAAAAAAAAUAAAUGGAAAACAAGACUAUCAAGUAUAUAUACUUGAAAAUCCAAUUUCACACAGCAAUGAUUCUUUUAUUUUUUCUUCUUGUUUUUUUCUACAAAUCUGAAAAAAAAACUGAAAAUAAAAAAAAGUUUUUUUUGCAGAAUGCGAAGAAUUAUAUUGUUAUUUUCAAUGCCUUGCUGUUUCAUUAUUCCUAUUUUAUUCUAUCAGACUUCAAUUUUAAAAACAACUUUUUCAACAUCGACUUUGAAUGUGAGCUGAAACAUUUUAACAUUUCAAGAUUUUUCCAAAAUUCGGGUUUUUAGGAAUCUGAAAAAUGCGUGACAAUUGAAAGUCUACAGACGAAAGAUGUUCGAAUUCUUAUUCUUGAUGAAGAUUUUUUGAGAAGUAUUCAAAAUGGAACUUGUGAGAAGUUUCGAAAAAUUGAGGUGAGCUUAGAGAGUUGUUAUGACGUGGCAAAAAAGUUAGACACGUGGCAUUCUGAUUCCAAUAAUCCACGUGGAAACUCUCAAGUUUUUUAUUCCAAAAAAUGUAUAUUCUCUAAGUUUUCAAAAAUUUGUCAAAAAAAAUUCAAAAGCCACGUGAUAUUUUUCAUUUUUCCUGCAAAAAUCCAAAUUUUACAUGGUUUUGUCACUCCAAAUUUCAUUUCAAUUCAAUUUUCAGAUCGGAAUCGAUUUGAAAUAUCUGAAAAAUCGCGAAAUUUUGAAAGAUCCAAGAUUCGAAGUAAUUUUCUUUGCCAACGAAACGAAAAAGGAUUAUUUCGACUUGCGAACCGAACCCAGAAGAAUUAUUCCAAAGUAUGUUGUUUUCUACCUAAAAUCUUUUUUUUAACAAAAAAAUUUCAGACGCUUCGAAUCUCAUCAAAUCGGCAAUAUUUAUUAUCCAAAAAAUAUCCCACAAUUUUUGGGAUUUCUGAAAAGAUCGAAAUAUAUCGAUUGUCUGAAUUUAUAUAUUCCUCGAAAAGGUCAAAAAGUUUUUCUAAAUGCUGCAAGAUCGGCUCAAUCAUUGGCUCAACUUCGAGAUAAAUUAUUGGAUUUUGACAUGUUUUCAUUUCUGAAUGGUGGAACUUUAUUAGGUAAGCAUCCCAUGACUAAUUGAUUGAUAAAAUUAAUUAUCUAAUUAACUGAUUAAUUAUUUAAUUAAUUCAGGUUGGUAUCGUGAAUGUAGUAUUAUUCCUCACACUUAUGAUAUGGAUGUAUCUGUAUUUAUCGAGGAUAUAAAUCCGAAAAUAUUGGAUUAUUUUCAGUCGGCUGAAUCGGAAUUCACUUUGGCAAGAAAAUUUGGACGGGUUGGUUUUUUUGUUCUUUGAACUAGAUUAAACAAAAAUAAAUUAUCGCUAUCGCUGUUUUUUUUCGUCAGAAAAUUUUUAGAUAACAAUUUUGUUAUCUUGUAGGUUUUUUUUUGAUUUCUGAAAUUUCUAAGUAAUUCAAAAAAGGUUCAACCUGGACUUGAUUUGCACAAAAAUAACUUAUUUCUUUCAGAUCAAUGAUUCUUUGGAAUUGACAGUUUACUCAAACACGGGAUAUGCUGUAAAUACCGAUGUAUUUUUCAUGUACACAGAUGAUUAUAAAAAUGGAACUAUAAUAAAUUGGGUUGGUGGGAUGAAUGGAAAUGGCGGAAAAUACAAAUUCACAUAUCCCAAAUAUGAUCCUUGGUGUGCUGGCGAUCUUUUGGGACAUAUUUUUUGGGUCACUUGCUCGCCAAAUCAACAAAUCACUUUGGAAUAUGGAAAAUUAUGGUAUAAAGAUCAUCCGACUACAAAAUAUCAAUGGAAUGAGUCGGGAAAAAAUGUGAAACCUAAUGGAAAUUGGACGAAAGAAGAUAUGAAAUCGGUGUUUUUUUGGAAACAUUGA
Caenorhabditis angaria is the source of this 1908-nucleotide messenger RNA. Lineage: Eukaryota; Metazoa; Nematoda; Chromadorea; Rhabditida; Rhabditidae. The record is from the annotation of a GenBank genome assembly.